AUGUACAGUCCAGUGCAAUACGCAGUCGAGUACGGACGCGUUUGCGCUGCACUGUAUGAAUUUUUAAUUCGCGAAUUGCGCAGCUAUAGCCGCUGCCCGGUUUUCGCUAUGAGUGCACAAACGCUCAUAGCCAACGAAGUGUUGGCAUUUAUCAAACAUGCCAUAGAUUACAUGGACGAGGUUAGCAUCUUGCAGAUCUGCAAGACGUCGUUCAAGGAAGAUGAGAUUAGCAGUGCUAAACUGCUGCUUUUCACUACUCUUGGCAAAGUUAGCCAGAUGCCGUCUCGUCGAAGGGAUGGCACAGAGAAGAGUCUCCAGGACAUCGUCACGCUGUUGAAGGAGACCGACCCGGAUGACGUGCCCGAUUUCGUGGCGAAGGACCUGCAUAAGCUUCCUCCCGUCACGUUCGACCACGUAGAUGUCACCAGGCUGCUGAAGGAUAUCACACUCCUUAAGCAAAGCCAGGCUGAGAUGCAGCUUCAGCUGGAGGUGUCCAACAACACCAUCAGUGAUCUACGGGCAGAAGUAGUAGCAUUGCGCAACACAAUUUCUGCAAGUAGGUCACCUAUCGCCAGCGACAGUAAUGUGAACACGCGUCGCGGGCCGCAAAAUGCCUCCAUCUGCAGUUUCGAGUCGGCGGGCUCGAAUGCGUCAUCUACUGCCGAGAAUGCAUGCGUUGCAACGUGUGCCGCCGCCGUCCCUGCCUCGACACCGGUAGAGACGAUGACUCGUGUAGGUUCGUCAACCCCCAAACGAGCCUACGCAGCAAUUGUAGCCGCUAAGAAGCCUGUUGAGCCACAAAACUCCCAGGUUAAAAUAGCGGAAACUACAAACGGGGGUAAGAAGAGCCGAUCGAAACCAAACCAGGUUUUGAGAAGGGAAGUUCCCAAGGUCGACACGUGCGGCAAGGAUGGGUUCGUCAAGGUCGAGAGGAAGAAGAAGAAGAAACCUCCUUGUCGGAAUCAGUGCGGUACUGCGCUGGCGGGGCCCAAUAUGCUGCUGCGUCCAGCUAUUCCAACGACGCUGCUGUACGCGUCCAGGCUGCACCAUUCUACGAAGGUUGAGGAGGUCGUAGAGUAUCUGCGCGUCAAAACUAACUGGACCUUGAGGGUCGAGAGGUUGGUGCCGCAUCACAACACGAAUUUUAACUCGUUCGUGGCGCGUAUUCCGACACAAGAUCUCGAGAAGGUCCUCAAGGAAGAUUUUUGGCCGAAGGGUGUUCUGUACCGCCGGUUUCGUGGCCGGCUACGUGACACCAGUCAGCGUAACACGACGCCGACACAUCGUGUGCAUUAGUUUUAAGAAUAUUUGUUAUGUAUUUAUAGUAU
Molecule: messenger RNA, 1328 nt
Organism: Helicoverpa zea (corn earworm)
Lineage: Eukaryota; Metazoa; Arthropoda; Insecta; Lepidoptera; Noctuidae
Exons: 1
Coding region: 1-1296 (431 amino acids)
Source: RefSeq, a predicted model, not a curated record